AUGGCAAAAUGCAAGCCAAGUCAUUGCUGUCCGAGAAUGUGCACUUGCACUCCUUUGGAAGACUUGGUCAAGCUCCAUCAAGAACUGAAGUGCCUACGAAAGAGGGCGAAAAGCAUAAAAAUAUCAAGCAAUGUCGAUAAAAACUGUAUAUUCGAGAUGAGCGAAAGCGAAACCAAAGUCCUGGAUAAUAAUGUGUCGCUCAGGUGCGAAUCGAUCCUCGAAAUAAUCCGAAAACAGCGCGAUAGCAUGCAGAAAUUAAAUAUUGCAUUGCACGAGUUCGACGACAAAUUGUGUAGUCAAGAGAAGGAAAUCUGCCAAGCGGAUAAUGAAAUUGCAGAUCUGAAGAAUCAAAUUUGUAUUAUCAAAAAGAUGUCUUGUGGUAAGAAAUGUAAUACUGGAUCGGAUGAAAGUGAAAGAAUAAACUAUUUUGAAGAUGCUUGGCAAGAAUCUGUAUCAUUAGAAUUGGAAAGACAAAAUCAAUUGCAAGUACUUAAAAUUGAAAAAAAUUACUGA
Molecule: messenger RNA, 513 nt
Organism: Ceratosolen solmsi marchali
Lineage: Eukaryota; Metazoa; Arthropoda; Insecta; Hymenoptera; Agaonidae
Exons: 3
Coding region: 1-513 (170 amino acids)
Source: RefSeq, a predicted model, not a curated record